Molecule: messenger RNA, 3568 nt
Organism: Metopolophium dirhodum (rose-grain aphid)
Lineage: Eukaryota; Metazoa; Arthropoda; Insecta; Hemiptera; Aphididae
Product: serine proteinase stubble-like
Exons: 11
Coding region: 1093-2970 (625 amino acids)
Biological process (GO): proteolysis
Molecular function (GO): serine-type endopeptidase activity
Source: RefSeq, a predicted model, not a curated record
AUUGGUGUAGGUACCUACCGGAGGAAUUAAUCGUAGAACAAAAAACGUUUUCGUCCGACACGUGACGUCAAUAUCGCGGCUACUGUAUUUUAUUCAAGGUGAUUCUGUUAAAGUGUUCCACGAACUGCAACAACUACUAUUUAUAUUUUGUUAUAGACGCCGUGGUGGGGAAAAUUCGUAUCGGUGGGGAAAACGAGUUUUCGCAAAUUCCCUUCCCCUUUAAUACUACGAUGCGUAUGACCGCCGCGUCCAUCCGGCAGCGGACAAUCGCGUUUCCGGAAUAUUAUAAUUAUAAUAAUAUCAUUAAUGAUUAGGUAUAAUAGUCAUUAUCACAUCUUUAUGGUAAUUAUAAUCGUCAUCAACGCCGUCAUAAUAUAAUAUUAUUAUUGUUGUGUGUUGCAUAUAAUGUGUACCUACCUACACACGCGCACUCGCCUAUCGUAAGAAAUGUGCGGCAGCGUCGAGAAGUCAGAAUCAGUCGCAAACGGACCACUGUCGGCGUAGCUACCGACCGACCGCGGACGAAUAAAUAAUUACAACAUUUUAUAAUAAUAAUAUAAUAUUGGUAUCCCGGUAUACCUAGGUAUACUGCGUGGUAUAGCUCAGACGUGUGUGGUGCGUGCGUGUAUAGCUGUUGGUUAUCAAUAAUAAUUAUUAAACGUAUAGUUUUCCGUUUUACGCUUACCGCGCGUUCUAUGCGAUUUAACGUCAUAAAUUCCAAUUAUAGUGUUAUGUGUUAUUGUUAUUAUUAUAAUAGUAUGUCGACUUAAAUAUUAUUAUUAUUAUUAAAUUAUAUAGCAGUAUCGCCGCCGCCGCCGCCGAAAACCCAAGUGUUAGCGAAUCGUCUCCGUAACGAUAUAGAUCGACCAAAACGCGGGGUGAUCGUUUUAAAUCUGAACUGAGGCCGAAAUUUGAGUGAGAUGUUCAUGCGUAAAAAUUUGAGCUAUAAAAUUGACGACAAAAACUCUGGCAGUUCAGAAACGUAGUUCAGUGCCGAUUUUACAGCAGCAAUAUUAUCAAAAUAAUAUUAUAAAAAACACAUCAGUCCAGGAGGAGGAGUGACCUAAAAUACUUAACUAAUUAAAAAUUGGAAUGAAUAACACACCUAACCUAAAAAAAAUGCAGCGAUUACCGAUCUGUGGAUUGUUGUCGUUUGCAUGGGUGCUGUUAGUUCACUCGUCUUCGGCCGCCUCCCAUCCGCCGUCGCCUUGCCCAGACAUAUUCACUUACGAAGGCUCAGAACCAGAGAACAACAGGUGGUAUGGUGAGAUAUCACUGCGGACGGACGAAAGUUUGGUGGGCAUCCGACUGGACAUCGAACUGGACCGACCUUCAGAUUUGAUGGUAUCUUGGAUGGGAGAGAUAACGACAAGCGACAAUGUGAAAUUCACAGUGUUGAACUUGAACCAAAAACUGAAGCCCGGGCCCCCGGUGCUGUCUAGGGUCAUGGCCAAGUUCAACCGAUCAACGGGUAGUCCUAAAUUGCGGUUCAUCCGACUCAAUGGCCGUAAGAUCUGCCCCGAAGAUUCUAGUUAUAGUUCUGGGUACGAGGAGGAAUCCCGGCCAUCGCAAAGGCCUCAGAGCACCAAGAGACCGGAUCCCGAGUUCGGCGGUGACGCGGACGAAUAUCCGGAAAGUGGCGGCAAUAACAACCACCGCGACAAGGACAACCCGACCAGACCUUCAGGAUCGGAUUAUUCGCCGCAGGACGGUCGUCCGGCGACCACCGUCACGGAAGGACCGUAUACGACCCGGAAGACCAACAGAGGGCCAAUAACGACAACGACGACGUCGGCGCCUCGAAAUCCCUACGAACAGGGCAACGGAUACAGACCGAACACGGUAACGUUGCAGGCCAGCAGCACCGACCAGAACAGCGACAUAAACGGGGUCAUUAACGGGCUGUUGCAGAACCAAAACAGCAACAACAAGACCGUCAUUAUAACCGUCAUCGACAACCAAAAUAACCGGCCGAACGGCGGUACCGGUAGUGGCGGGCGACCGGCGACCACGGAUGGCAGUGCGACCAGGCCGAAUGUCAACAACAGACCGUCCGGCCAGCAAACUGGCCAAAAGCCCAGCAGUAACAACAACAACAAUCAACAGGUCAGCGGUGGCGGGAGCAGUGGAUCUUAUACCGGGUCAUCCGUCAACUCGCUCUCAUCCAAUGGCGCGUCGUGUGGUGAAGUCAAGAUGGUCGUGCCGCUGGUGACUUCUGGACAGUCUACAAAAAGGGGACAAUGGCCCUGGCACGUGGCUCUCUACCUCAUUGAAGGCAUAAACUUGAGCUACCAUUGUGGUGGUUCGCUUGUCUCCAAAAACAAAGUCAUCACGGCCGCUCAUUGUGUGACACACAAACUAAACGACGCAGUCGUCAACUCAACAAAAUUAGUCGUCUACCUCGGCAAAUACCAUCAGCUCCAGUACAGCGACGAGCUGGGCGUCCAGAUCAAACAGGUCAUCCGGAUAAAGGUGUACCCGUCUUACAACAGCAGCUCGUACUUCGGAGACAUAGCUAUGUUGACGUUGUCAUCGGACGCCGAAUUUACUAACUAUGUAACGCCGGUGUGCCUUUGGGAAGAGAGGUCCGAUGAUUUGGACGAUAUCGUUGAAAAAGAAGGAACUGUCGUCGGUUGGGGCUUCGAUGAAAACAACACGCCGACCGAAGAACUGAAAAUGGCCAAGAUGCCGGUCGUAUCACAACAAACAUGCCUCUGGAGCUAUCCACAAUUUUAUUCGGAAUUCACGUCCGAUAAAACGUUUUGCGCUGGAUUCAGAAACGGCACAAGCGUAUGCAAUGGAGACAGUGGUGGCGGCAUGGUGUUCGUCAGGAACCAUAGGUGGUACCUGAGAGGUAUCGUGUCCCUAACGGUGGCCAAAGACGGACUGCGGGUGUGUGACACCAGACAUUACGUAGUGUUCACAGACGUGGCCAAGUACACAGAUUUCAUCACGAAGAACUUACAAUGACGGCAGUCAUCGUUAAAUCAAUGAUACAAUAUAAUAUAUUAUGCAGUAAUUGAAUGUAUAAUACGAUCUGCACAUUAUAUUAUAUAGCAUAGGUACGCAUAGGUAUAAUAAGUCUUUUGCCGAUUCCUAUUAUACGCAGACGUCGCGUUUAUAUUUUUAACAUUUUAUACUCUUUCUAUAGUUUUUUUUGGAAAAUUUUAUAUUUUCAUUAAUUCAAAUAAAAACACAAUUCAAACAUAAUAGUGCAAUAGUCGUAUGUCAAGAAUUCCCUCGGGAUUCUACGGUUAUAAUAUAAAUAAAAAACAAAAAAUGUUUGCAUCUUUGUCCUUUUUGCAUUGAUUGGUUCGCCCGAUUGAGAUGACAUUUGGUACAGAGAUAGAUUAGACCACGGAGAAGAAUAUAAAGUCACCAAAAAGGUAAAUAAGAGGUUCAACCCGGAGAAGUUCGUUCUCAACUAAGGGAUUUAAACAGGGGUCUCAAGUUUAAACAACGGUUUCAGUGGCUAAAUUGUUUGCAUUGUUUUUACAUUGUUUUUUUUUUUUAAUUUUGUUUAUAAAUAGUUGCUAUUGGUUUUAAUAAUAAUAAUUAUUAUCAAUUG